AUGGCCAGCAGUCAUCAUGCGAAUGUUAAGCUCUGUAUGUUAUUCAUUCAAUCUGUUGGUAUCAUGGACAAUAUAAUUUAUGGUCGGCUAGAAAUUUCUCUUCGUUUCAAAGAGAAAGAAGCCGAAAUUCUAGUUCCUCGGCUGCAGAGUUCAUUUGCUGUUGAUGCGAAUGGAAAAUCUUAUCCGUCUAUGCUUUCUACAACAGUUUGCAAUAAAAACUCACUGCGGCUACAAGGAAUGAGAGCGAAUGACAUCGUUUCAACUACAUUCACUACGGAAUUCUUUCUCCAGCUCACUGGUCUUACUAGCUCAGCCUCCGAAACUUCCAGGCGAGUUGACGUCCCUGCCGCAAUGAUCGCAGUAGCUUUGCAGCAAAGUCAUCUUAUCCGUGGUUUGAAUGAACGUCUUGGUCCGCCUCCGUCUCAUGUUAUUCAUGUUGAAAUUGACAUCUUUGAGCGCAGGAGUGGUCAGAAUCACCAGGAAACCCCCACAAAGCGCAAGCAUGCUGGAACAACCUUAAAUGAGAGAGAUGAGCACAAACGCCUGCGUCCAAUGCUUAAGGACCUCGGAACGGUUGAACUGACUGAUAGCGAAGAUUAA
Messenger RNA from Lentinula edodes (shiitake mushroom), 600 nucleotides. RefSeq lists its product as uncharacterized. The record is from RefSeq and is a predicted model, not a curated record. The transcript is spliced from 3 exons. Lineage: Eukaryota; Fungi; Basidiomycota; Agaricomycetes; Agaricales; Omphalotaceae. Bases 1 to 600 code for a protein of 199 amino acids.